Molecule: messenger RNA, 873 nt
Organism: Drepanopeziza brunnea f. sp. 'multigermtubi' MB_m1
Lineage: Eukaryota; Fungi; Ascomycota; Leotiomycetes; Helotiales; Drepanopezizaceae
Source: RefSeq, a predicted model, not a curated record
AUGCCCAGCUCCUACGUCUCGCAAUGGGAAAGCACCGACCCAGAACCCCUCACCCGAGACUCGCUGCUGGGCGUCCUGGAUGGAAAGAUAGGAUGCAUCCGAGAACCCAACUUCGUUCCUCCCGAUAUCGUCGCAAGAGUCGAGGAGGAGCUGUCGCCGAAACUCUCUCCCUAUCACGACAUCCCCGGGCCCACUCUGCACCGCGUCGGCGUCGCCCAGUUUGAAUUCCAGGCCAUUUCCGACGAGCAGCUCGAGGAGAGAUCGGGCACUGGUGAAGAGAAGCUUCAGUACUUUGCAGUGGCAAAGUCGCAUGCGAACCUGCAUGAAGAUCUGGAGCAGAAGAUCGGGCUGAAUAUUUGGAAGGCGGUGAUUGAUAAGAUCGCCGCGCUGCUACCCGACUAUGAGGUUGCGGUUGCGGAAGAGGAACCGGGCCAGAAGUACUUUUCGGGCAUCUUUCGUGCUAUCAAUAACUCCACCCCGAUUCACUGCGACUGGUCGCCAUACGAUUCCCGAACCGAAGACUGGCUCAUCAACCAGGUGACCAAGCAAGCCGUCUUCAACAUAUACUUCACCGAGCCCCAAGGCGGCAAAACCGAAGUCCACGACUGCCAAUGGACAGACGACGCAUUGGACUGGCGAGAUUUCUCGUCCUACGGCUACUCCGCGGACCUGGUGAAGGGGCGGAAGAAGGUCACCAUCCAGCCUAAGCCGGCCGACCUCUGCAUAUUCAACUCGCGGAACAUGCACCAGGUGUUCCCGGUCGAGCCGGGAGCAGAUGGGAAGCAGCGGCCGCGAUUGACGCUGAGCAGUUUCAUGGGUGUGCUUCCGGCGAGGAGCGCGGCGGAGCGACCGCGCUUGAUCUUAUGGUCGUAG